AUGACCGAGCAGAAGAAGGAGGAGAAGAAGGAGGUCGCCGUCGACCUCGAGUGCGACGACGAGUUCGAGGAGUUCGGCAACGAAGAGUGGGGAGCCGAGGAGGAGGACGCCGAGGAUGUGAACCAGUGGGAGGAGGACUGGGACGACAGCGAGAAGAGCGACGAUUUCACCCGCCAGCUCCGCGCCGAGCUCGAAAAGUUCGCGUAA
Molecule: messenger RNA, 207 nt
Organism: Micromonas commoda
Lineage: Eukaryota; Viridiplantae; Chlorophyta; Mamiellophyceae; Mamiellales; Mamiellaceae
Exons: 2
Coding region: 1-207 (68 amino acids)
Biological process (GO): mRNA export from nucleus; proteasome assembly; double-strand break repair via homologous recombination
Cellular component (GO): proteasome regulatory particle, lid subcomplex; proteasome complex
Source: RefSeq, a predicted model, not a curated record